UGACAUGUGUGAAGGUUUUUGUCUUAAAAUGUCUUUUAGUCACAAUUAUAGAGUUUUAUGUUCUUUAUCGGUUGUUUGUGCUCUGCAGAUGAUGUUUUCUCUCAAAUGAAAGGGGAUGUGGCGAUUAGUGGAUGUUGCUGUUAUUGUCCUCUAGAUGGCAGUAGUUCUGAGCACACAGUAAGCAGAGGCAUUAUCCGAGUAAAAGCUUCAGCUUCUUCUGCCAGACUGUUUAUCUGACGGACACUUGUCUCAACUGUAAAUUCCUCUACAAAAGCGAUCAGCAACGCUAAUAUUUCAGCUGCUAUUUUAUAUGCAAACAGGCUUGAUGGAGGAGACCCAGUAUCAUGUCAAAACAAGGGAAACUCACUCACCGAAGAGAAAAGACAGAAAAUGUGCCACCUGCCCUCAGUGUGGAAAGAGGCUGGCGCACAAAGACAGUCUCAAGAAUCACAUGAGGAUCCACACCGGAGAGAAACCAUUCACAUGUACUCAGUGUGGGAAGAGUCUGGCAAACAAACAGAGUUUCAGGAGUCACAUGAGGAUCCACACUGGGGAAAAGCCAUUCACAUGUUCUCAGUGUGGGACGAGUUUCAGACAACUAGGAAACCUUAGUAGACACAUGAUAAUCCACACUGGAGAGAAAACACACCAAUGUGAUCAGUGUGGGAAAACAUUUCUGUUGGCUUCAGCGCUGAAGGUUCAUCUUAGAGUUCAUACAAAGGAGAGGCCUUAUUCGUGCUCUGUGUGUGGAAAGAGUUUCUCACAUCAAGAUAGUUUAAGAAGACAUGAGAAGAUCCACACCGGUGUGAGGGAGUACAUGUGCUUUGAGUGUGAGAAGACCUUUUGUACGGCUGAAGAAUUGAAAUCACAUGAGAGGAUUCACACUGGAGAGAAACCUUACAUUUGUUCGCUGUGCAAUAAGAGAUUCAGUCUGUCAGGACAUCUGACAACACACCAAAGGAUUCACACUGGAGAAAAACCCUACAAGUGUUCACUCUGCAACAAGAAGUUCAGUCUGUCAGCACAUCUGAAAAUACACCAGAGGAUUCACACUGGAGAGAAACCGUACAAGUGUUUACUCUGCGACAAGGGAUUCCAUUUUUCAGGACAACUAAAAAACCACGAGAGGAUUCACACUGGAGAGAAACCCUACAAGUGUUCACACUGCGACAAGAGAUUCAGUCAGUUAGGACAUCUAAACAUACACCAGAGGACUCACACUGGAGAGAAACCUUUCAUGUGUUCACACUGCGACAAGAGAUUCAGUCAGUUAGCACAUCUGAAAAUACAUGAGAGGAUUCACACUGGAGAGAAACCUUUCGCAUGAGAUCAGUUGUUGUAUCUUGAGGAACACAUGAAAAUCCACACGGUAAAGAAACGCCUACACAGCGUGAACUAAAGUAUGUGAAAAAUACUGUGUAACCAGACCUGCCAGUGACAUGAGAAUAUAUACCAGACAAUUAUACUACUGAUUGGUCGUUCUUAAACAAAUUGUUAAUUUGAACAGAUCUUUUAUAUUACUGGAGAACGAUGAGUCCUCUCGAGGAGUGAUUUGUCCAUUGUGCAGAUGAAGGAGAAGAUUAGUUCAUUUUUCAGGUCUUCUAUCAUGAAAGACAGAAGCCAAUCAUAUGCAGUCAGAGCCCGAAAAAGAUUUGAUCCAGUCAUCUUUCAAGUCUCGGUUUGCCAAUUUAAUGGAGCUUAAUACGCAUCACAGCAGCUUAUAUCCACAAUAAACGCAUCAGUUUGAGGUAAAAAUAUAUCAUAUAUUUGAUCAAAGUACUUUAAUAUUUCAGAAUGGUGUCUCUCAAAUGUCCGGUUCUCCCCAAAACAAAAGUUCAAGUUCAUUUAUUUAUAAAGCACAUUUAAAAACAGUCACAAGACUGACCAAAGUGCUGUACGUAAGACAAAGUAAAAUAAAGAGACAAAUGAUAAACACAUAAAAAUAAGCCAAGAGAAACGACUGAAUAAAUUUAAAGAUGAAGCAGUAGAAAACACUAAUAAAAUAAUAUUAAAAGGCCAAGCUGAAUGGGCAGUGUUAACAAAUUAGUGACUUUCUCGCUAUCUUUAGCGACUUUUCAGACCCCCUUAGCAACAAAUAAAAAAAAGUGACUAGCAACAAAUCUAGCGACUUUUUUGGAUGUUACUGGAGAUUUUUAAAGACUCUCAUUAGGGUUGGGUGAUGUCGACCAUUUUAGCAUUGUACGAUGUCUAAUGUAAAACAUCUAAACAUUUAACCUACACAUAAGCUUAUAUUAUUAUUGGGUAACACUUUAGUUUAGGUCACAAUUCAUGCUAUUAACUACUGACUUAUUACCUGCCUAAUAUUAAGAUAUUAACUGUUUAUUAGUAGUUAUAAAGUAUGAUUUUAUCCUGCAUCCCUGAUGCUACCUAAAACCUAAACCCAGCUUCUACCUUAUUAACUGCACCGUAAUACCCAACAGCCAACUUGAUCAAAUGAAAUGAGUGUAGUUAACUCAAAAUUUACUGAAAGUUAAUUCUACUCACUAGAUAAGAGUUUUGAACUCAGUGUUGAAGGUAAUGAGUUAAUUAAACACCUCAAUACUUCGACUUAAAUGGAGUAAGUUCACAGUACUUGUAUAGAUUAGUUUUUAACUUAAAUGGUUUGUAGCAAUCGGUGUCCUCAAACGGUUUGGGUUGCCUUAACUUGUUGGGUUUGACAGUACUCAGUUGGUUUGAGUUUUCUUCAUUUAUCAGGUUUUACUGUGCUCAAAUUGCUUUGUUUACUCAAAUGGAUGAAGUUCACAGUACUCAUAAGGAUUAGUUUUUGAACUUAAAGGGUUUGUUGCAAUCAGUUUCCUCAAAUGGUUUGAGUUACCUUAACUUUUUGGGUUUUACAGUGCAUUAAUAAGCAGCUAAUUGGUAGUUUAUUAAGCUA
Molecule: messenger RNA, 2896 nt
Organism: Danio aesculapii
Lineage: Eukaryota; Metazoa; Chordata; Actinopteri; Cypriniformes; Danionidae
Product: zinc finger protein 235-like
Exons: 2
Coding region: 311-1327 (338 amino acids)
Source: RefSeq, a predicted model, not a curated record